CUUUAAUAAGGCAAAUCUGGCCGUUCACCAGUGUUGCCUAAACUAAAUAAUGGGUGCUGAGAUUAGUACACUCGUACGGACACGCUUAGAACACCAGAAUUUAGAUGAGUUGCUGGAUGAUAACCAAUUAAUGGCAGAAUGCCAUCGAAAAGUCCAAGAAUUAAGUGCGAACACUCGUCAAAAUCUUCAAUGUCUUUUCGCUCCAUUGGAUGCUCGACAAAAGUCUAAGAAGAGCGCAAACAGACUCGAUUCUUUACAGCGGAUUCGUAAGGAUGACAUCAAACUGCCAGCAGAUGUCGCUAGUCUUUUCGAAACAUGGAAAAACCAGCCUGCAAUUUUCACGAGUUACGGUCACCUAACAACUCCAAUGGAACCUGGUGAGCACUAUCGCUACGCACUUACGGUAAGGACUUCUAUCUCGUCGCGAAAGAUUUUAUGGCGUUUUGUGGCAACAAUCUAUCACAAAUUGGUGUCUGCAUUGCACAAGUCGAAGAGGUUUAGCACCAGGUCAGAAGUUAUGGACUUUCUAGUUGCAAGUAUCCACCGAUCAUCAGGUAGUCCGCCUGAUGAGAUCCGUGAGAACAUCAUGGCAUGGGCCAAAGAAGGGUCGAAAUACUGGUGUAUUGCUCUGAAAUUAGGCUGCAUCGGUUGCUAUUUUUACCUUCCUGAAGUUGCAGAAUCAAUUUGGUGGAAAUACCUUAAAAAAGACAACGCCGAACAACUUGCAGAACUCCUCUCCGAAUAUGGCAUCCUUGAAAAGACGAAAGAAACGGGAGCAGCCCGGCUAGCUCAUGACGUAGAGCAUUUACUUUUGAUGCCAUUCUGGUCGGAGGUGAUUAUUCCUGCAAAUACACAACGAGCGUUACCUCCCCAUCUAAGAGAUGGUGGUGCUGCUCGACCGGAUGAGCGUGUAAAGCUCGCGGCUGUGUUUGAUCCUCCCCGAUGGAUCCAGAGAUGUUGCGAUGAUCAACAUUUGGAUCAACAGCACAACCAGGAGCGCAAUAUACACCUGCCAAUGCAGUUGACUGAUCAAAAUAGUAGCCACGGCAAUAACGAGAUAAGCAUGAUCGAUGUUAGUUUCGCGCAAAGCAAUCAUGUCGCUUGGCCAGAAGCGGAAGUACUCAUGCUCAAAGCUCGUGCCUGGGAGAGCUUGAAUCGAAUCAUACCGCAAUGCCUGAAUCUCAGUAUCUUUCGCGAUACCAACCUACAACCCAAGCUCACUGUCUGGCUUGACAGAGACUUUGCUAGCUGGAUGGCUUUACCACAAAAUGACUGCGUCCUCCCCAUCCCCUCAAGACACCCCGCCGCAUCAGAUCAAAAUUCUGAUGUUCCUCAAUUUCCGAUUCAGGCUUCGCAGGGCGUGGCAUUGACUCCUAGACUUGACUACUGCCUUGAUCUUGCGCUGUGGUCAUGGAUUGUAAGCCUACGCCUAAAGAACUGCACUCUUACCGUGCCACGAUCAACAUAUGGACCUGCAUUUUGCACAAUCCCACUGGAUUACAACGUUGCCGAAUCUCUUGCGGAAAAUGGUAUCCUGACUUCAGGAGCAAGCUUUAGUGAUGUUGUACCGGUCACGUGA
Molecule: messenger RNA, 1579 nt
Organism: Verruconis gallopava
Lineage: Eukaryota; Fungi; Ascomycota; Dothideomycetes; Venturiales; Sympoventuriaceae
Exons: 3
Coding region: 50-1579 (509 amino acids)
Source: RefSeq, a predicted model, not a curated record